This is a messenger RNA of Botrytis fragariae, 1155 nucleotides long. RefSeq names its product putative integral membrane protein. Lineage: Eukaryota; Fungi; Ascomycota; Leotiomycetes; Helotiales; Sclerotiniaceae. The record is from RefSeq and is a predicted model, not a curated record. The transcript has 4 exons. The coding region runs from base 1 to 1155 and encodes 384 amino acids.
AUGUCAGCUACGGACCCCAAUAUACCGCAUGAUUCCAAGGUGGAUCAGAUAUUGGGAGUAUGUUCUGCUAUGUUGGUGAUUACUACAAUAGUGGUAGCAGCAAGAAUUUGGACUCGUUUGAAGCUUGCUAAAGGUGGACUUGGAUCCGAUGACUGGUGUAUAAUCGUUGCUUGGGUUUUGGCUAUAGCUUUUGAUCUUGAUCCAAUUAAUCAAGUAAAAUUUGGGUUGGGUCAACAUAUAUAUGAUUUGCCUGAAAAUACAAAUUUCAGUGCAUCUCUAGAGCUCUAUUAUUUCGGCGAAAUUAUCUACUUCAUCUGUGUGGCCGUCACAAAAAUAGCUAUCCUCAUUCUCUAUCUUCGUUUAGCCACUUCCAAAGUCCUUCGAACUCUCAUCUGGGGUGUAAUGGCCUUUGUGACCCUUACAUCUAUAUCCUUCGUUAUUGCGACUAUUUUUCAAUGUACGCCGAUUUCCAAGGCUUGGGAACAACCUGUUACGGAUAAGGGACAUUGUAUUCAAGUCAAUGCUUUGUUCUAUGCCAAUGCCGGUUUGGAUAUAUUUCAGGAUUUGGUGAUAUACGUUCUGCCAAUGAAAAUGCUGUACUCGAUUCAGAUACCGAGGAGACAGAAAUAUGCGCUUAUGAUUGUUUUUGCGGUGGGGGGAUUUGUAGUCGUCACGGGCAUGAUUAGACUUUAUUAUUUGCAAGGCGCUCAAGCAUCGCAGGAUCCUUCUUAUGACAAUGUAGGCGGUGCUGUCUGGUCUUCCAUCGAAUGCAACAUAGGCGUAGUGUGUGCCUCGCUCCCUCACUUCAAACCCCUCUUCGAUCGAUUCUUCCCCUCAUUAAUGGGUCGAUCUGCUGGCGCCUCAAAUCACAAUGGUCAUUCGGGGCCAGAAUUAAGGAAGAAUUACGUUAAACAAAAUAAUGAAUAUGAGUUGGAGAACGGAGGCGCGAAGAAGAAGAUGUGGAAAGAUACUUAUGAGGGGAAGUAUGGGAGAGAUCUGGUUAAUAAUAUUGAGGGGGGUGAUACCAUAUACGAGGGGAAUGAUAGCGAGGAGAGGCUGAGGGGCGCGACGCCGCCAGAGACUGAGGGAAAUAAUGGAGGAGGGAUCUACAAAAGCACGAAGAUUGUGGUUAGUAGGUUGCCGGCUGAGAGGUGA